Elaeis guineensis (African oil palm) is the source of this 839-nucleotide messenger RNA. Its product is annotated as universal stress protein PHOS34. Lineage: Eukaryota; Viridiplantae; Streptophyta; Magnoliopsida; Arecales; Arecaceae. The record is from RefSeq and is a predicted model, not a curated record.
CGUCGUCCACGGACGCCUCGCCAUUCAGUCCCGAGUUCAUCAUCAGCCUUAUACUUUUUUCCGAGGGUAGAGGACAUGGCGGCAGCGGAGGCGGCGGCGGGGAAGACGGUGAUGGUGGUGGGGAUCGACGACAGCGAGCACAGCUUCUACGCGCUCCAGUGGACACUUCUCCACUUCUUCUCCGGCCGCGGACUCGACCCGCCCUUCAAGCUCGUCGUCGUCCACGCCAAGCGCUCCGCCCCAUCCGUCAUCGGCCUCGCCGGACCUGGUGGUGUUGAUGUGCUGCCGUAUGUGGAGUCGGAUCUGAAGAGGAUUGCUGCGAGGGUGAUCGAGAAGGCUAAGGAGCUCUGUACUGCCAACUCGGUGGCUGAUGUUGAAUAUGAAGUGGUGGAAGGAGAUUCAAGGAACGUUCUUUGUGAGGCAGUAGAGAAACAUCAUGCAGACAUGUUGGUGGUGGGUAGCCAUGGCUAUGGAGCUAUAAAAAGGACUGUUUUGGGAAGCGUGAGCGAUUAUUGUGCUCAUCAUGCACAUUGUAGUGUGAUGAUAGUGAAAAAGCCCAAGCCAAAGCAUUGAUUAAUCUGAUUGAAAGAUACAAGGAAAACAAAAAAGUCUUCCACUUGUUCUGAAUAUGUUUUUACACAAUAACGCAUUGACAAUCGAAAGUCCUUCGUAUGUCUUUAUCUCAGCAAGCAUUUUAUGAACUUUCUGUAAGGUUCAGAGUAUAUGUUGUGAGUAAAUACAUAUUGAUGAUGUGAAAUAAUGCAGUUAUUCUGAAUAAUCAUCACAAAGGUGUGAAAUAUAUUUUGUGAAAUAAUGUUUGUUUUGUGGAUUUUGCUUAA